AUGAAUGAGAAACUCUAUGCUUUGCAAAGGACUUAUACUUGGGAUUUGAUACUUUUCUCUUUUGGUAAACAUGCUAUUGGUUCUCGUUGGGUGUAUAAACUCAAGAUCAAGUCUAAUGGGUCCAUUGAACGGUACAAGGCUCGAUUAGUGGCUAAAGGAUUUUCACAACAGUAUGGUUAUCUUCUUUCUCAAUCUAAUUACACUACUGACAUUAUUAAGCGUGCUCAUCUUACUGAUACUAGAGUUGUGGACAAUCCCUCUAAGUUGAAUGUUCAAUAUUCUCCUUCUGAUGGCUCUCCUUUGGAAGAUCCUACUUUGUAUCGCACCAUCGUUGGCAAUUUGGUUUAUCUCACUAUUACUCAUCCAGACAUUGCAUAUGCUGUUCAUAUUGUUAGUCAGUUUGUUGCUUCUCCUACUACUGUUCACUGGGCUGAUGUUCUUCGCAUUCUAAAGUAUCUUCGGGGUGCCAUCUUUCAGAGCCUACUACUACCUUCCACCUCUCCUCUUAAGUUGCGAGCUUAUUGUGAUGUUGAUCAUGGUCGUGAUCCCACAGUCUGA
Molecule: messenger RNA, 558 nt
Organism: Cannabis sativa
Lineage: Eukaryota; Viridiplantae; Streptophyta; Magnoliopsida; Rosales; Cannabaceae
Exons: 2
Coding region: 1-558 (185 amino acids)
Source: RefSeq, a predicted model, not a curated record